CAGCGGUUGGAGCCCGGAACUAUCAGCACGUGGCCGACGGACCCUUUUGUGAGCGGACCGGCCACUUCCGCAUCCUCCCGCCGCCGCCAUGGAGCCGAGCACGGAGGGGCCUCCGAAGCCGCUGUUCGGGGGGUGCUGGAGCUGCCGGCUCCUCAGCGGCGCGGGACUCCUCCUGGCCGCGGCCUGGAUCUACCAGGGCCCGCGGAUGAGGAUGAAACGCGGGAUCCCCCCCUCCAUGGGCACCAUCGCACAGAUCACCUUCGCCCUCAGUGUGGGGGCCUGGGGCGUCGUUAUCCUAGUGGAUCCCGUUGGGAAGCAGAUGCGCAAGGAGCCAUGAUGUCACCGGGAUACCUAUGACAUCAUCCAGAUCCCUCCUGAUGUCACAUGGACUCUCGGGGGGGGGAAUGGGGUGUAACACCCCAAUAAAGCUGCUCUGAACCCCGUGA
This is a messenger RNA of Neopsephotus bourkii (Bourke's parrot), 446 nucleotides long. RefSeq names its product distal membrane arm assembly component 1 (gene DMAC1). NCBI's taxonomy places the organism in Eukaryota, Metazoa, Chordata, Aves, Psittaciformes, Psittacidae. Bases 89 to 337 code for a protein of 82 amino acids. The transcript has 2 exons. The record is from RefSeq and is a predicted model, not a curated record.